GCGAAGGAAGGCUUCGGGUUGAUCGAUCAAGCUUACGAUACCGAUGAGACCCUGGAUGCAGAGCUGAAGAAGCUCCCCUGGCCAAGGUUCGAACAUAAAGUCCGCUCCCUGAACAAGCAUGCGGCUUCAAACGUUCGGUUCGCCGUUCUUUUCCUGGGUAGACAUGGCCAGGGAUUUCACAAUGUCGCUGAAGCUUACUACGGAACCAAAGCCUGGGACGAGUACUGGUCUAAAUUAGACGGCAACGGAACGAUUACUUGGUCCGAUGCCCAUCUCACUGAAGAAGGUAUCAGCCAAGCGAAAGUUGCUCGGGAUACCUGGGCUGCUCAGAUGAAGAACUCCAUCCCUCUCCCAGAGGUGUAUUAUACCAGUCCGUUGGACCGAUGUCUUGCUACUGCAAAGUUCACCUUCAGUGAACUGGAACUCCCUCCAUCUAAGCCAUUUAUUCCAACUGUAAAGGAGCUCCUGCGGGAAACACUUGGUGUUCAUACGUGUGACAGACGUAGCUCCAGAAACUAUAUCGAAAGUACUUACCCAACGUACAAAAUAGAGCCUGGAUUUACACAAAAAGAUAUGUUGUGGGACCCUGAAGUGCGAGAAUCAGACUCUGAUCGAGAUGCUCGUUUGAAGAAGCUGCUUGAUGACAUCUUCUCCCAUGACAAGAGCACAUUCAUGUCCCUCACUGCCCAUGGGGGAGCCAUCAGGUCAAUCCUUAACGUCAUUGGUCAUCGUGAAUUUGGCUUACAGACCGGGGCUGUAAUUCCUGUUCUCAUUCGGAUCGAAACUAGCACCGAUGUCCCCGAGGAACCAGAGGAGGAUUUGACUAUCAAGAUUCAGGGUCUUAAUUAA
Messenger RNA from Trichophyton verrucosum HKI 0517, 849 nucleotides. Its product is annotated as GPI anchored protein, putative. The record is from RefSeq and is a predicted model, not a curated record. Gene Ontology annotation, cellular component: cytoplasm. The transcript has 3 exons. Lineage: Eukaryota; Fungi; Ascomycota; Eurotiomycetes; Onygenales; Arthrodermataceae. Gene Ontology annotation, molecular function: phosphatase activity. The annotation marks the transcript as partial.